AGCCGAAGCCGCUCGUGGAAGCUAGAGCAUGCGCAUUGCCAGCUCAAGCAUUUGCUCAACAGGGAGCAUGCGUACGGUGUCUGAAGUUGAUAAAUUGAAAUUGAACAUGCGUAAUUAACCUUUCUGAAGAGGAAAAGAAAAAAAAAAAUACAACAAAACUCUACGUUUGUGGAACAUGCGCAUUAGUUCUCCCUAGGGUUUUUUUUUUUCUUUUCUUUUUUUUUUGGGGGGGUGGUGUUGAAAGUGAGCAUGCGCAUAAUGGCCCUUUGAAGUUUGAACAGAACAGAAACGGCUGGUCCGGGGGCUGUCAGUUGCUCACUUUUUUUGAGGAAAUAGGCCUAGUGUGUGUCUCAGCAUGUCAAUAGUAACACUGCAACUUGGUCAGAGUGGCAAUCAGAUUGGUUUUGAAGUAUUUGAUGCUCUGUUUAGUGAUUCACACUGUUCCCAGGGACUCUGCUCUAAAAGAGAGAAUGAGGCAUAUCAAGCAUCUUGCAAAGAAAGAUUCUUCAGUGAGGAGGAAAAUGGAGUUCCAAUUGCCCGGGCUGUACUUGUUGACAUGGAACCUAAAGUUAUCAAUCAAACACUAUCAAAGGCUUCCCAGUCUGGCCGAUGGAAAUAUGGCCAGCGUUCAUGCUUCUGUCAAAAACAAGGUUCUGGAAACAACUGGGCAUAUGGUUACUCUGUUCAUGGACCCAGACAUGCAGAAUCUAUAAUGAACCUAAUCCAGAAGGAAGUAGAGAAAUGCGACUCCUUGAGUGGUUUUUUCAUCGUAAUGAGUAUGGCUGGAGGCACAGGAUCUGGGCUGGGUGCCUUCAUUACACGGAAUUUACAAGAUCAGUAUUCCAACUCUUUGAAAAUGAAUCACAUUAUAUGGCCUUAUGGAACUGGCGAGGUUAUUGUUCAGAAUUACAACUCCAUUUUGACUCUUUCUCACCUGUACCGAUCUUCAGACGCCCUCCUUGUUCACGAGAAUGAUGCUCUUCAUAAGAUCUGUGCAAAACUGAUGAACAUCAAGCAGAUCUCCUUCAGAGAUAUAAAUCAGGUCCUCGCCCACCAGCUGGGAAGUGUGUUCCAGCCUACUUACUCUGAGGAGGGCUCAUCUCACUACAGAAGAAAUCCACUAGGAGACUUAAUGGAGAAUUUAGUUUCCCAUCCGGAAUUCAAGCUGCUGGGUGUUCGUAACAUUCCCCAAAUGUCUGAGCACUCCCUGGCCUACAGCACGUUCACGUGGGCUGGCCUCCUCAAGCAUUUGAGACAGAUGCUCAUUUCCAAUGCAAAAAUGGAAGAAGGUAUUGAUUGGCAGGUACGGCCUCCUUUAUCAGGAGCUCCUACUCCUGGUAAAAUGCCUGUCAACAAGAACCCCCACUUUAACAAGUCCCUUGCUAACUUGGUCAUCCUUCGUGGAAAAGAGGUGCACAGUGCGGAUCUGGGGGGAUUCAAAGACCCAGCCCUCUAUACUUCCUGGUUAGGACCUGAUAAUGCUUUCAAUAUGUGGAAAACCCAGCGAGCCUUUAACAAAUAUGAGAAGUCUGCAGCAUUGGUCAGCAACAGCCAGUUCUUAGUAAAACCACUUGAUAUGAUUGUGGGCAAAGCGUGGAAUAUGUUUGCUUCAAAAGCCUACAUUCACCAGUACACGAAGUUUGGAAUUGAAGAAGAGGACUUUUUGGACAGCUUCACAUUGUUAGAACAGGUUGUUGCCAGUUACCGCAAUCUCUGAUCUUGAACAAAAGGUUCAAGGGGAAAAAUGCCUUACGUCACUUUGGGACUAAAAUAUUUUCAAGACUAUUUUGACUGUAUGUUUUCAAAUUCUGAGCUUUUAAAGCUAGCCAAGUCAAAUGCUUAUUUCUUCUGCAUACUGUGCCCACAGAAUAGGAGAAGAACCUUUUAAAUAGAGAAUAUCAUCUUUUCAACAAAAACAUCUACUUGGUAUUUUCAUUUGGAAGACACACAAAAAUUGGUGCUUCUAUAAAGAAGUUUGGAAACACUUUGCUGAGAUGUUGGAACACUGGAACUAUCCAAAAAGGGGAAUAUUCUGUUUUGUCCCUAUAUGCCUACCUCUUCCCUCUUCAUUACAAAAAAGGAUUCAUUAAGUAUGUGCUAAACUUUCGCAGCACAAUUUUAAGUAAAGAAAUUGAAAUUCUGUAUUUAAAUGUAUUUAUCUUUGAAAUGAACGUUCUGAACCACAAGAGGGAGCUGUUGUUAAAUAUUAUAGGGUGAACAUCUUGUAUAUUUUAUUCUUUAACAGGUAAGAUUUUCUACCUUCAGCAGCUAUUUAAAAUAAAACCA
Pipistrellus kuhlii (Kuhl's pipistrelle) is the source of this 2286-nucleotide messenger RNA. It is a transcript of the gene TUBD1, whose product is annotated as tubulin delta 1. Bases 356 to 1717 code for a protein of 453 amino acids. Gene Ontology annotation, molecular function: GTP binding; structural constituent of cytoskeleton. Gene Ontology annotation, biological process: mitotic cell cycle; microtubule cytoskeleton organization. The record is from RefSeq and is a predicted model, not a curated record. Gene Ontology annotation, cellular component: microtubule; cytoplasm. NCBI's taxonomy places the organism in Eukaryota, Metazoa, Chordata, Mammalia, Chiroptera, Vespertilionidae. The transcript has 9 exons.